AGUCAAAACCAACAAACAGUUCAAAAAAUUGGAAGAAACAUGCCCAGGAAUUUAUUUACGCUCCUUUUCGGAGCUACGCUAUUAGUCGUCCUAAUAAUGAUGGCUCAAGCUCAGCCCGAUCCAGAAGCCCAAACCGGAGCUCCAACACCACCUACUAGGCGUCCUACACCACCCACUCGGCGACCAACUCCACCAACUAGGCGUCCAACACCACCCACUAGGCGUCCAACACCACCCACUCGGCGACCAACACCACCUACUCGGCGACCAACACCACCUACUAGACGUCCAACACCACCUACUAGGCGUCCAACACCACCCACUCGGCGACCAACUCCACCAACUAGGCGUCCAACACCACCUACUAGGCGUCCAACACCACCUACUAGGCGUCCAACACCACCUACUAGGCGUCCAACACCACCCACUCGGCGACCAACUCCACCACCUAGGCGUCCAACACCACCCACUAGACGUCCAACACCACCUACUAGACGUCCACCACCCCCCACUAGGCGUCCAACACCCCGUCCAACACCCCGACCAACACCAUCCACGACGCCUGCAUAGAUUGGGCCAUUAAUAAAGGGUAGGGAUGUUGCAAGCUUAAGGUGGGGUAACGUCCGUGUAAAUGCAAGGACCUAUAAGGAAUCGAGUGCCUAACAAUGACACAUUAAAUUUUUGGAAUCAUUUAACUGAUUAAGAAAGUAUUUGGAAAUUUUAUAAGAUUUAGAGACAUUUGUUUAAAUAAAAUCAAAAAUUAUUCUUUCAAAAUAAUAUGUGUUUUGCUCUUG
Bactrocera dorsalis (oriental fruit fly) is the source of this 794-nucleotide messenger RNA. RefSeq lists its product as uncharacterized. The coding region runs from base 40 to 570 and encodes 176 amino acids. The transcript has 2 exons. NCBI's taxonomy places the organism in Eukaryota, Metazoa, Arthropoda, Insecta, Diptera, Tephritidae. The record is from RefSeq and is a predicted model, not a curated record.